Messenger RNA from Monodelphis domestica (gray short-tailed opossum), 1782 nucleotides. It is a transcript of the gene GLTP, whose product is annotated as glycolipid transfer protein. Gene Ontology annotation, cellular component: cytoplasm; membrane; cytosol. Gene Ontology annotation, biological process: intermembrane lipid transfer; ceramide transport. Gene Ontology annotation, molecular function: ceramide 1-phosphate binding; ceramide 1-phosphate transfer activity. NCBI's taxonomy places the organism in Eukaryota, Metazoa, Chordata, Mammalia, Didelphimorphia, Didelphidae. The record is from RefSeq and is a predicted model, not a curated record.
AGCCAAGGCCUGCGGGCGGCGCUGCGGCUCGGCGGGAGGCUGAGCUCCGCGGCUGGGCUCCAGGCAGCGUCGCGGUGGCGGAGACUGGCAGCUGCAGCGAUGGCGGCGAAGACGCCGCCGCCACGGCGGGCGGGGGAGGAAGCAGCGCAGGCGCAGGCGCAGGCCUUGGCGCCGCUGGGGGGCGCGACCCGGCGGCCGCUGCCGCCUUCCUGCUGGGCCCGAACGCCGACUCGGACAUGGCGCUACUGGCCGAACACCUGCUGAAGCCGUUGCCGGCCGACAAGCAGAUCGAGACGAGGCCCUUCCUGGACGCCGUGGCCCACCUGCCGCCCUUCUUCGAUUGCUUUGGCUCGCCCAUCUUCACGCCCAUCAAAGCGGACAUCAGCGGGAACAUCAAGACAAUCCGGGCCGUCUACGACACAGACCCCACCAAGUUCCGGACCCUGCAGAACAUCCUGGAGGCAGAGAAGGAGAUGUACGGGGCCGAGUGGCCCAAGGUUGGGGCCACGCUGGCCCUCAUGUGGUUGAAAAGGGGCCUGAGGUUCAUCCAGGUGCUGCUCCAGAGCAUCUGUGACGGAGAGCGUGACGAGAACCGCCCCAACCUCAUCCGUGUCAACGUGACCAAAGCCUACGAGAUGGCCCUCAAGAAGUACCACGGCUGGCUGGUGCAGAAGAUCUUUCAGGGAGCGCUGUAUGCCGCCCCAUACAAGUCGGACUUCCUGAAGGCUCUCUCCAAAGGGCAGGACAUCCCGGAGGAGGAGUGCCUGGAGAAGAUCCGCCUCUUUCUGGUCAAUUUCACGGCCACCAUCGACGUCAUUUAUGAAAUGUACACCAAGAUGAACGCCGAGCUCAACUACAAGGUGUAGCCGCCGGCGCCGGCCUGCUGCCUCCAGAGUACCCGAAUCACUGUGAAAAGAAUUCCUCCUCCACAGCUCCGGAGCCCGCGCCAGCGGCCCGUUUUUAAUAGAGAGGGACCUGUUAUGUUCAGGUCUAGAUAGCAUUUUAAGCGUUUUCUAUCCGAACAGAGCAAUAAGAUUUAACGAGCCCAUCUCCACUUUGCCUUAGAGUUUCACGGGGGCCCGUGAACACCGUCUUCAGAGCUCCUCUGACUGGGGUUUAGUGAUUAACUUUUCUAAUCAAUCAAGUCCUGAGUCGUUUUGGUUUGAUUUUGCCGUUAUGACCUGCAGAGUGCGUGACUUUGGAGAAACGGCGCACGCGUGCAGUGGGGGAAGGAACCGCGCAGCCCGCGGGCUCCCUCCCACGCAUUUUAGCUACAAUAAUGAAGUGUGAUUUGAGGUGAUGUGGGACUUUCUGACGGGUGUGGGGUCCCUCUUGUCCUGGCGUCUGCUGCUGCUGCUGCUGCCUUUCUGCUCACUUCUGGCCAGAUGUUUUUAAGGCUCCAGCGAAGCCCGGAAGCCUGACUCUCACCCAGGACACUCUUUGAUACUGGCUCCGACUGUCCCAGAGGGCCAUGCUCAGCUUCCUCUGGAUUGGCUCUUCCCUUCAGGGACAGCGUUUCCAGCUUGCUCUUGUGACCUGUAUUAUCCCAGAGGGAGUUGGGGGGAGACCUCUGGUGCUGCGGAGACCGAGCCCCCCCGUCAGCCCCCAUUUUGCCUUAAUCGUGACUCUUGGGAGCUGCUAAGCUGUGAUCGAGAAUUGUUUUGGUCUCGAGUUGAGUAGCUGUAUUGCUCUUGGGGGAAAAGUACGGGGGACUGUGAUGCAAAAACCCCAAGAAACAGAAAACAAACCUGAAUAACCCUUAUUAAAACUAUUUUCAAACUA